AUGGCGACCUUCCAGGCGCCUCCUGGACACUUGAGCCAGGCGGAGGUCCUGAUCUUGUCACGGAUGGUCGAGGCCAAGCUUACCGUGGAGGCUCCCGAUCCUGACCUGCAGGCGCCCCAGCUCACCACGGCUGAGGGGCACAAGGUCGUGGGCACGAUGGCGGUCGUGCGUGCUGUGGCCGCCUCUGGUGACAGCAAGGGCGACGCCCUGGUCCCGAAGGACCUCGCGGGCGAGGUGGACCGGUGGUUGGAGGUGGCGGCUGAGCUGGAGUCCCAUGCGGGCGCCUGGCUGGAGCCGACCAGCCACCACACAACAGACGAGGCGCGCGAGGCGUCGAGACCUGACAUCCUGGCGCACCUGGGCGCGGUGGAGGCGCAGCUCUCGCGCGCCGCCGCCGACGCCGCCGCCCCCGCCGCGUCGCUGCUGGGCGCCGGCGGCGGCCCCCUGACGCUGGCGGACGUCGCGGUCGCGUGCGCGCUGCUGCCGCUGUGGCGGGGCGUGCUGGGGGAGGACGUGCGCGCGGGGUUCCCGGCGACGGGCGCGUGGCUGCGGGGGGCGGCGGAGAGCGAGCACUUUGCGCCGGUUGUGGGCGAGGUGAAGUUCUGCGCCGCCAGCGGCUGGGCCGAGCCCGCGGCGGCGCCGGCGGACAAGAAGAAGAAAAAGAAGAAGGGCGCAGCGGCGGGGGCGACCGAGGGCGGCGAGCAGCAGCAGCAGCAGCAGGAUGACGAGGGUGGUGAGGGUGGCGGCGACAAGGAGGAGCUGGACCCGGAAAAGGCAGCCAAGAAGGCUGCCAAGCUGGCCGAGAAGGAGGCCAAGCGGGCCAAGGCUGCCGCCAAGGCGGCCGCGGCGGCGGCGGCGGCGGACAAGGCCGGCGGCGGCAAUGAUAAGAAGGCUAAGGCUAAGGCGGAGGCGGAUGCCAAAAAGGCGCGUUGCAAGGGCCGCAACGUCUGCGCCGUCCGCGUCGCAGCUGCCGAGGCCGAGGAGGUGGCCAAGCUGCUGGCCGAGGUCCGCUCCACCCCCAAGGGCGAGAGGAAGAUCAUGCCCGCCGAGCUGUACAAGGGCUACCACCCGACCAUGGUGGAGGCCGCGUGGUACGAGUGGUGGGAGCAGUGCGGCUUCUUCAAGCCCGACCUGGCCAGCGACAAGCCGCCCUUCGUCAUCGUCAUCCCGCCGCCCAACGUCACCGGGGCGCUGCACAUCGGCCACGCGCUCACGAACUCCAUUCAGGACACCAUCGUGCGGUGGCGCCGCAUGAGCGGGUACAACGUGCUGUGGGUGCCGGGAAUGGACCACGCCGGGAUUGCCACCCAGAGCGUGGUGGAGAAGAAGCUGGCCAAGGAGCGCCGCAUCACGCGCCACGACCUGGGUCGCGACGCGUUCCUGACCGAGGUGUACAGCUGGGUGAAGGACUACGGCGGCCGCAUCUGCGGCCAGCUGCGGCGCAUGGGCUCCAGCGUGGACUGGAGCCGCCAGGUCUUCACCAUGGACGACGCGCGAUCGGCGUCCGUGCUGGAAGCGUUUGUGCGGAUGUACGAGGGGGGCGUGAUCUACCGCGACAACCGCCUCGUCAACUGGGACUGCCGCCUGCGCACUGCGGUGUCCGACAUCGAGGUGGAUUACAUCGAUGUCCCGGGUCGCACCCUCAUCAACGUCCCGGGCUUCGACCAGCCCGUGGAGUUCGGCGUGCUGACGUCGUUCGCGUACCCCCUGGAGAGCGGCGAGGGCGAGAUUGUGGUGGCCACCACGCGCCCAGAGACGAUGCUCGGGGACACGGCCGUGGCGGUGCACCCGGAGGACCCCAGGUGGGGCGUGGGCCCUGGUGUCAUGGCGAUGUGGGGAUGA
Molecule: messenger RNA, 1842 nt
Organism: Monoraphidium neglectum
Lineage: Eukaryota; Viridiplantae; Chlorophyta; Chlorophyceae; Sphaeropleales; Selenastraceae
Exons: 14
Coding region: 1-1842 (613 amino acids)
Biological process (GO): valyl-tRNA aminoacylation
Cellular component (GO): cytosol
Molecular function (GO): valine-tRNA ligase activity; aminoacyl-tRNA deacylase activity; ATP binding
Source: RefSeq, a predicted model, not a curated record